UUGACCAAUCAUUGGUCGAGGGCGUGGCCCAAGGACUGAGUUGUUUUAUAGUCAGCAACUGGGGCACUUUUCAUGCAUUUGUAGGGGAAUUGAGUUCGUAUUCACAGUAUAAUCUGACUUAUUCUGAACAACGACACUUGCUGUGAUGGCAAAGCGAACAAGGCGACCGAGGGAUCAGCUGCCAAACUGUUACUAUGAAGGAUACAUGGAGAAGAGAUCAUUCAAUGAUGAGACAUCUCGGAAACUGUGGACCGCCCUUUGUGGAAACACCCUUUUUUUCUUCAAUGACAAAAAGGACUGCGAUUACAUAGAGAAACUGGAUCUCAGUGGAUUUAUCUCAGUAACAGAUGAGACCAGACAGGACCGUAACUUGGAUGCAGCCAGAUUCAAUCUCCGACUGAAAGACGGAAAUAUCAAAUUCACUGUCCCAAAUGCAGAAGUUCGUGAGUUUUGGAAGGGCUAUAUCCAAGCUGUGGCUGAGCUGGCUGUGCCCACCUCUCUGAAUCUGCUGCCAGGUCAGAUCCACAUGCUGAAAGAGGCAGUACAAAAGGAAAAGGAGAGAAAACAGAACAGCCCUCCAUCUGCUGAGACCAGCUGCUCUUCUUAUGUCACCCUCAAAGCAGACAUGCCAGCCUGUUACCACAAUGUCUCCCGCCUGGAGGCCGAGCUGCUUCUUGAGAGAGAAGCCAAAAGAGGAAACCUGCUGCUGAGGCCUGGAAGCGAUGGGAGCUCCUUCGCUGUCAGCACCAGGCAGGACUUGGAGAGCUCUUUGGUCAAACACUACCGCGUGAUCCGAAAACACGACGGGGGCUUCAUCAUUGAUGUGGAGCCUAAAGUCAUCUGUGACACUCUGCACGAUGCGAUCAGCUAUUUGGUGACAUCAACUGACGGAGCUUUGAUUCCUCUCAUUAUUGAAGAACCAUAUGAAAAGAAAUUAUCUUAUAUUUCUUCUGAUAAUGAAAAUGGAGAAAAGAGUGUUCAGCAACCCUCUUUUCUCCAACCCAGCAACAAAGGUACUCCACCAAGCCUUCCUCCCAAACCAGUCUAUAGAAAAACACCAUCUCCUGAACCAGAGGAAUUGCCAGUGGAAGACUGCUUGUAUUUGAACUGGAAUGAGGAAGAAGAAGAGACAGAAGAUUCCUCAGUCAAUCCGCUGCCACAACCAGAAGAGAAAACCCAGAAAAUUCCACUCAUGCCUCCAAUUCCUGUACCUCGCAAAUUGCUUCCCUCCUCUGCUUCAACCUCAAAACUAGAUUUGAAGGUGAAAGGCGUUACAGACCCCGAUAAUCAGAUUGCUCGCGCAACCAUAUCUGAGCUGAAACUUCGGCUGGAAAAAAAAGGGAAAGUGUCAGUGACCUUUUGUGAUGGGAGCCCCUGAGAGCCAUCUCUAUCUGUGACAAUGUGGCAAAGCUGCUGUGUCAGACCGUCCCUGCAAGAUGAACCGACACAUGGGAGGAGAAACGAGCCAUUUCCCCGCACAAAUGACCUCCUCCUGCUCCGCAGUGUAGCUCGGCUCUGUCGGCAGCACAAGAGCAGCAAAGCCUCUCAGAAGAUUAACGUGCUAUUGAUCUUUGCCUCUCUUGGACACUCAUUAGCAAAUUAAUCGACUGUAACGAGCAGUGCACAUGUCACAUUAUCUAUACCUUUCUCUUGUACACUUUGCACAUUUGCCAUUGAAAGUGGCACUUUUUCCCUUUGUUCUACUGAAUCACAUUUAUCAGUGUUUUCAGAUUUCUUUGUGUUUUUCUUUCAGUUACCAUAGCUACAAUAGUUAUAUUCUGCCUUACAGGCAUGAUGUUCAUAUUUGAACUACAGUGUAUUACUGCCCACCGUUUCAGUGAUGCAGCCCUAUGAAGAAAAAACAGAACUGCCAGAUGAACUUUUUUUCUGUAAAUUUAUGUAUUGCAUGUAGUUUAAAAUUUUUUUUAUUUUUUUACUGAAGUAAAACUUGCUUAUAUCGCAUCAGGCCAUGUGAUCAAGCAAUUCUAGUAGGUGCCAUGCAGCAACAGAGGUUUUAUGAAGGUCUGUGCCAGGUGUACUUUGUUUUAUGUAUUAUUCACACAGCCAACCCUUUUUGUCUUCCUUUGUUUCUGUUUUAAGACAGACAUUCAUGGACCAAAGUGCUCUCACUCCUUUAUUACCUCAAUGACUGAUACAUUAUAGUGGAAAAUUAAACUAUUUACAAUAAACUCUGACAUCUGUCAGCAUGUGAAACAAAGUCAACAGAACUCUCGCUUCUUUAAAGCAUCGCAGGCUACAUUAUUCAGAACACACAUGUAGAGGAGAAAUGUGGCAAAGCAA
Messenger RNA from Oreochromis niloticus (Nile tilapia), 2301 nucleotides. RefSeq names its product signal-transducing adaptor protein 2. The record is from RefSeq and is a predicted model, not a curated record. The transcript is spliced from 13 exons. Bases 146 to 1378 code for a protein of 410 amino acids. Gene Ontology annotation, molecular function: signaling adaptor activity. NCBI's taxonomy places the organism in Eukaryota, Metazoa, Chordata, Actinopteri, Cichliformes, Cichlidae.